AUGCCGCACUGCCACAAAUACAACAGCUACGGUCGGAAUCUCCGGACGCUUACCAUACUACAUACUUUUCGGAUCAUGACGAUUAUCCCGCUCCUAACGAUGCUUAUCUGGCACAUCUCUACCACCCUCCGAGUAGAGCAAUUCAAUAUGCCUUCGACAUGGGAGACCGACUUUGCGAGGCCACACUGGCAGGGAUGGAAGACCGGUGUUUGGGCCAUGAUAUUCGCCGUAGUGACUCUAGAUCUAGGGCAUGCUUUGUGGAAUUUAGGGAGGGUCCAUCGUGGUGGCAGAGAUGAAACCGAGACACUUACGCCGGACACUAUACCCCCGGCAAUGACCCCAUCAACGAUGCCCGACCUUCAAAAGCUAGUAUCUCCAGCUUCCUCAAACCCUUGCGGCCUACGCUUCCUGCUUAUCCACAUAGCCUUCCACAUCCUCGCCAUCACCAGUUAUGCUCUGCACAUCUACUCCUAUGUUUCCAGUCUUCAACCCAGCUUAAGUUCCUGCAACGAUUACCGCCUUCAAGAAGACUGGCUAGCAUAUGUAAUACGUCACCCAGGGCAGAAGAUCUCAUUCCAAGAUCGAUGCAUAAGGAUGAAUUGGAGUAUAUGGGUCGCAGGGGGCUCUUCUUGCGCAUGCGCGCUGAUCAUGAGUCUUUUGCAUCUUGCCACCUUGGCGACAAGAUUGUGGGAGUUCCUGUCGGCUCGUACAGGUUGGUGGAUAGAAGACUAUGGAGGGAAUGGAGAGAAAACUAGAAGCAAGGCUGGGAACAACAAGCAGUGGGUGAACGUUGACCCAAGAGAUAUCGAUGUCAGACUACGAGGUCGGCACCAGGCCUCAACGCGAGUGACAUCGAGUUUGGCGAUGAGCACAUCUAGCCAAGGAGAGUCUGGUUUGAGGAGAAGAAAAGAUUCAAAGAGCGAGAGUGAACAUGAGGUUUGCAGGACUGAUUCGGCGUGGAACGAGACGCUGCUAGAGUGCUUGUUUUUCACGAAGAGAAGUGCAAAUGGUCUUGGUCUUGUCAUUGUCGAAGAGGGCGCGGCCGCCGGUGCAUAUCAAUCGCUUGGCAGGGCUCCACUAGCAAUCAUGGAAGUCACGCUAGCUAUGUCACGUGCGCAACUCCUGCCUGAUCGCGAACCUUUGCUUUUUGCCAGGAUACUUUUGAUCGCCAAACCCGCACGACGACGCGCGCCCACAACAACGCCGUCCUCUGUGCACCCGCAUCCCUUCACAGUUGCGCAUCCAAAUCUUGCGGGGACACGUGCGCGCUUACGCGACUUUCCUUCGUUCACGGCGGCGCUGUUGCGCGCAGAGUCGAAGACUCGCCUCCCCGGAGCUCAUCUGAGAGCGUUGCGCAUUCGAGUAAGAGAGCAGUCCGACGCGCGAGGCCAUAUUAUCAAGAGAAUGUCGUGGCAACCUCCACCCCCACCGCCUCCCUCAGGCCCACCAGGGUUUGACUAUGUGCCGCCACCUCCACCCCCUCCAGGUGCGCCUGGUACCGUUGGUCCUCCCGGUAUGCGUCCGCCCAUCGACCCUCAGACCGCCAAGUUUGCGCAGAAGAAGAAGGACUGGCUGCGCUCACAGCGACAGAGAUUUGGUGAGAGGCGCAAGGCAGGAUUCGUGGAGACGCAAAAGACCGACCUGCCACCGGAGCAUCUGCGCAAGGUCUUCAAGGAUAUUGGCGAUGUAUCACAGAAGAAAUUCACAACCGACAAACGCAGUUAUCUCGGAGCGUUGAAGUUCAUGCCGCAUGCUGUAUUAAAGCUUCUGGAGAACAUGCCUAUGCCCUGGGAGAGUAGGCGAGAUGUCAAAGUCUUGUAUCAUACCAAUGGCUGUCUGACGCUAGUCAAUGAGGUACCUCGCGUCAUUGAGCCCGUCUUUCACGCACAGUGGGCGGCGAUGUGGCUUGCGAUGAGAAAGGAAAAGAGCGAUCGUCGCCACUUCAAGCGCAUGCGCUUCCCGCCCUUCGACGAUGAGGAGCCGCCGCUUUCAUACUCGGAGAACAUUGAAGACGUCGACCCUCUCGAGCCUAUUCAGCUGGAACUGGACGAGGAAGAGGAUGGCCCCGUCUACGACUGGUUCUACGAUCAUCGUGCGCUCCUCGACACCCCACAUGUAAACGGCCCCAGCUAUGAGACAUGGAAUCUUGAUCUGCCUCAGAUGGCCACACUCUAUCGUCUGAGUCGUCAACUGCUUAGCGACAUUGUCGACAAGAAUUAUUUCCACAUGUUCGAAAUGAAUAGCUUCCAGACGGCAAAGGCGCUAAACGUUGCGAUACCAGGAGGACCACGAUUCGAACCACUUUACAAGGACAUCGAUCCGAAUGACGAGGACUUUGGCGAGUUCAAUGCUAUCGACCGUAUCAUCUUCCGCGCCCCAAUCCGAACCGAGUAUCGUGUAUCAUAUCCUUACCUAUAUAACUCUCUGCCACGAAGUGUCAAGCUAUCGUGGUAUUCGUAUCCACAGACUGUCUAUGUUCGCACAGAGGACCCAAGUCUGCCCGCAUUCUACUUCGAUCCCAUCAUCAAUCCGAUCUCAUCGCGAGCUGUCGCGCCAAAGAACAUCUCUAUAAGCCACGAGGACCUAGUGUUUGGCCCGGGAAAUGAUGAAGAUGAUGAAGAUGACUUUCAGAUGCCGGAAGACAUAGAGCCAUUCAUGGCUGAUGAAGAGCUUACCACACCUGACACCGCCUCUGCAAUUGCUUUGUGGUGGGCACCACAUCCUUUCGACAAGCGCUCCGGCCGUAUGGUAAGGGCACAAGAUGUCCCACUCGUAAAACAGUGGUACCUCGAGCACGUUCCUGCAGGACAGCCUGUCAAAGUUCGAGUCUCAUACCAGAAGCUCCUCAAGACUUACGUUUUGAACGAGCUUCAUAAGAAGCCUCCGCAGGCGCAGAACAAGCAGAAUCUGAUGCGGACACUUAAAAGCACCAAGUUCUUUCAGCAGACUAAGAUCGACUGGGUUGAGGCGGGUUUGCAAGUUUGCCGACAAGGUUACAACAUGCUCAACCUGCUCAUUCACCGCAAGAACCUCACAUAUCUCCAUCUAGACUACAACUUCAACUUGAAACCCAUCAAGACACUCACCACAAAAGAGCGGAAGAAGUCUCGUUUUGGAAAUGCUUUCCAUCUGAUGCGAGAAAUCUUGCGCUUGACUAAGCUCAUUGUCGACGCUCAAGUUCAGUACCGCCUGGGCAACAUUGAUGCUUUCCAGCUUGCGGAUGGUAUUCUGUACGCCUUCAACCACGUCGGUCAGCUGACUGGUAUGUACCGUUACAAGUACAAACUGAUGCAUCAGAUUCGUUCUUGCAAAGAUCUAAAGCAUCUCAUAUACUAUCGGUUUAAUUCAGGUCCCGUUGGCAAAGGUCCGGGUUGUGGUUUCUGGGCGCCUGCCUGGAGAGUAUGGCUAUUCUUCAUGCGAGGAAUCAUUCCUCUGCUCGAGCGCUGGCUCGGAAACUUGCUGUCUCGCCAAUUCGAAGGUCGACACAGCAAGGGCGUUGCAAAGACCGUGACCAAACAGCGAGUGGAAUCCCACUUUGACUUGGAGCUCCGUGCUGCUGUUAUGAGUGAUCUUAUGGACAUGAUGCCAGAGGGAAUCAAGCAGAACAAGGUUAAUACCGUUUUGCAGCACUUAUCAGAAGCUUGGCGAUGCUGGAAGAGCAACAUUCCAUGGAAGGUGCCCGGCCUACCUGCGCCAAUCGAGAAUAUUAUCCUGCGAUACGUAAAAAGCAAGGCUGAUUGGUGGAUCUCCGUGGCGCAUUACAACCGUGAGCGCAUUCGGCGAGGUGCUACCGUUGACAAGACGGUCGCUAAGAAGAACCUGGGACGAUUGACUCGUUUAUGGCUCAAGGCUGAACAAGAGCGUCAGCACAACUACAUGAAGGACGGUCCAUAUGUAUCUUCCGAGGAAGCGGUUGCCAUCUACACAACAAUGGUGCAUUGGCUCGAAGCAAGGAAAUUCUCGCCGAUCCCUUUCCCGAGUGUCUCGUACAAGCACGAUACGAAGAUUCUCAUCUUGGCCUUGGAGCGAUUGAGGGAAGCCUACUCUGUAAAGGGUCGUCUCAAUCAAAGCCAGCGUGAGGAGCUGGCGUUGAUCGAGCAGGCCUACGAUUCCCCGGGUACCACAUUGGCCCGCAUCAAGCGCUUCCUGCUCACGCAGCGGGCUUUCAAGGAAGUAGGCAUCGAUAUGAAUGACAACUACAGCAACAUCAAUCCUGUAUACGACAUUGAGCCUAUGGAGAAGAUUACAGAUGCUUACCUGGAUCAAUACCUCUGGUACCAGGCCGAUCAGCGCCACCUGUUCCCCGCCUGGAUCAAGCCAUCAGACUCAGAGGUUCCUCCUCUGCUCACAUACAAAUGGGCGCAGGGCAUAAACAACCUCGACAAGGUGUGGGAAUCUGACAACGGUGAAUGCAACGUCAUGAUUGAGACCCAACUGUCAAAGGUCUAUGAAAAGAUCGAUCUCACCAUGCUCAACCGCCUGCUGCGACUCAUCAUGGAUCACAAUUUGGCAGACUACAUCACCGCGAAGAACAACGUUCAGCUCAACUACAAGGAUAUGAACCAUGUCAACGCUUACGGCAUGAUUCGUGGUCUGCAGUUCUCUGGCUUCGUGUUCCAGUUCUACGGUUUAGUUCUCGAUAUCCUUCUACUUGGCUUGCAGCGGGCGAACGAGAUUGCUGGUGCUCCAGAGAGCCCCAAUGAUUUUUUACAGUUCAAGGACAAGGAGACUGAAGUUCGCCAUCCCAUCCGUCUCUACACUCGCUACAUCGACCGUAUCUGGGUGUUCUUCAGAUUUACCGCCGAUGAGUCGCGUGAUCUGAUUCAAAGGUUCCUGACUGAGAAUCCCGAUCCCAACUUUGAGAACGUAAUUGGGUACAAGAACAAGAAGUGCUGGCCCCGUGAUUCGAGAAUGCGCUUGAUGCGUCAUGAUGUCAACCUUGGACGCGCAGUCUUCUGGGAUCUGAAGAAUCGCCUGCCCCGCUCAGUAACGACAAUUGAAUGGGAUGACACGUUCGCCAGCGUAUACAGUCGAGACAACCCCAACUUGCUCUUCUCGAUGAACGGGUUCGAGGUUCGCAUUCUACCCAAGAUACGCAACUUGUCGGGCGAGUUCCCUGUAAAGGACAGUGUCUGGUCUCUUGUCGACAAUUCGACAAAAGAGCGAACUGCAGAUGCGUUCUUGCAAGUGACAGAGGAGGACAUCCAGAAGUUCAACAAUCGCAUUCGGCAGAUUCUCAUGUCCUCUGGAUCUACUACGUUCACAAAGAUUGCCAACAAGUGGAACACCACGCUCAUCGCGCUCUUCACAUACUACCGUGAGGCCGCUGUCUCUACCGUCAACUUGCUCGACACGAUUGUCAAAUGUGAGACCAAGAUCCAGACCCGUGUCAAGAUUGGUCUCAAUUCGAAGAUGCCAUCGCGAUUCCCUCCUGCCGUGUUCUAUACACCUAAAGAACUCGGUGGUCUCGGUAUGAUUUCCGGAUCCCAUAUUCUAAUUCCAACGAGCGACAAGCGAUGGUCAAAACAGACUGAUACUGGUGUCACGCACUACCGUGCCGGCAUGUCUCACGACGAAGAGACCCUGAUUCCCAAUAUUUUCCGCUACAUCAUCCCAUGGGAGUCAGAGUUCGUCGAUUCCCAGCGUGUGUGGAUGGAGUACUCACAGAAGCGUCAAGAGGCCCAACAGCAGAACCGCCGUCUAACCCUUGAAGACCUGGAGGACAGUUGGGACCGUGGUCUUCCUCGUAUCAACACGCUCUUCCAAAAGGACCGCAGCACCCUCAGUUUCGACAAAGGCUUCCGCACCCGAACGGAGUUCAAGAUCUACCAGCACAUGAAGAGCAAUCCCUUCUGGUGGACGAGCCAGCGUCACGAUGGUAAACUCUGGAAUUUGAACGCCUACCGCACGGAUGUCAUUCAAGCACUUGGUGGUGUGGAAACUAUUCUUGAACACACACUGUUCAAGGCAACCGCUUUCCCAUCGUGGGAGGGCUUGUUCUGGGAACGCGCCUCAGGUUUCGAGGAAUCCAUGAAAUUCAAGAAACUCACCAAUGCCCAACGUUCCGGUCUGAACCAAAUCCCCAACCGUCGUUUCACCCUGUGGUGGUCACCAACCAUCAACCGAGCUAACGUUUACGUGGGUUUCCAAGUCCAACUUGAUUUGACUGGUAUCUUUUUGCACGGCAAGAUUCCGACCCUGAAGAUUUCACUUAUUCAAAUUUUCCGUGCGCAUUUGUGGCAGAAGAUUCACGAGUCUGUUGUUAUGGAUCUGUGCCAGGUAUUCGAUCAAGAGCUUGAGGCUCUUGGCAUCGAGACUGUACAGAAGGAGACCAUCCAUCCUCGAAAAUCGUACAAGAUGAACAGCUCUUGUGCUGAUAUUCUUCUCUUCGCCAGUCACAAGUGGAGUGUCUCGCCGCCCUCGAUGCUUUACGAUACCAAGGAUACCAUGAGCGCAACGACAACCAACAAGUUCUGGAUUGAUGUGCAACUACGUUACGGUGAUUACGAUUCGCAUGACAUUGAACGUUACGUGCGCGCCAAGUACCUCGACUACACGCAAGACAGCAUGAGUAUCUACCCGUCUGCCACCGGUCUCAUGAUUGGUAUUGACCUGGCUUACAACCUGUACUCUGCCUACGGACAGUACUUCCCUGGUCUAAAGCAGCUUGUGCAGCAGGCCAUGGCAAAGAUUAUGAAAGCCAACCCUGCCCUCUAUGUGCUUCGCGAGCGUAUCAGGAAGGGUCUUCAACUGUAUGCAUCUGAGAGUUCGCAAGAAUUCCUUAACUCGCAGAAUUACUCCGAGCUGUUCAGCAACCAGAUUCAGUUGUUCAUCGACGACACUAAUGUAUACCGUGUGACCAUUCACAAGACCUUUGAAGGUAACUUGACCACCAAGCCCAUCAACGGUGCCAUCUUCAUCUUCAACCCACGUACUGGGCAGCUGUUCCUGAAGAUCAUUCACACAAGUGUCUGGGCGGGUCAAAAGCGUCUUGGUCAAUUGGCCAAGUGGAAGACUGCGGAAGAAGUCGCUGCACUGAUUCGCUCACUGCCAGUAGAAGAGCAACCGAAGCAGUUGAUCGUCACGCGUAAAGGUCUCUUGGAUCCCCUUGAGGUCCACUUGCUCGAUUUCCCCAACAUCUCCAUCCGCGCAUCGGAACUGCAACUGCCCUUCCAGGCCGCCAUGAAGGUUGAGAAGCUCGGUGACAUGAUUCUCCGCGCUACUGGGCCUCAGAUGGUGCUUUUCAACCUGUAUGACGAGUGGCUGAAGACUAUUUCGUCUUACACUGCUUUCUCGAGGUUGAUCCUGAUCUUGCGCGCGCUACAUGUCAAUCAGGACAAGACUAAGCUGUUAUUGCGUCCUGACAAGACUGUCAUCACUCAGGAGCAUCACAUCUGGCCCACCCUGGCGGACGAAGACUGGAUCAAGGUCGAAGUGCAACUACGAGAUCUCAUUCUCAAUGAUUACGGCAAGAAGAAUAACGUCAACACGUCAUCGCUUACGAGCAGUGAGGUUCGUGAUAUCAUCUUGGGUAUGGAAAUCUCUGCACCUUCGAUGCAGCGUCAACAGGCCGCCGAGAUCGACAAGCAGCAGGAUGAGCAAGCGCAGUUGACUGCCGUCACCACCAAGACCCAAAAUGUCCACGGUGAGGAGAUGGUGGUCACGACGACAUCGCAGUACGAGCAAGCUUCGUUUGCUUCGAAAACUGAAUGGCGUACAAGAGCUGUGGCAACAUCCAACCUCCGGACUCGCGCAAACAACAUCUACAUCAACUCGGAAGAUGUCAAGGAGGAGGGCCACUUCACAUAUGUGAUGCCAAAGAAUGUGCUCAAACGCUUCAUCACGAUCGCCGACCUCCGUGUUCAAGUUGCAGGGUAUCUUUAUGGCAAGUCACCAGCGGACAAUGAUCAAGUGAAGGAAAUUUGUACCAUCGUCAUGGUCCCCCAAGUCGGCAACACACGCGACGUACAGCUACCCAAGCAACUGCCACAGCACGAAUACCUCGAUGGUCUCGAGCCUCUCGGCAUCAUCCACACCGUCAGCGGCAACGAGCCUCCGUACAUGCAAGCAAGCGACGUAACCCAACACGCACGCCUGAUGAAUGCACAUGCAAGCUGGGACAAGAAGACGGUAUCCAUGACCGUCUCCUUCACGCCAGGUUCCGUCUCGCUCGCCGCCUGGGCCCUUACCCCCAACGGCUACAAAUGGGGCGCGGAGAACAAAGACACCAUGUCGGACAACCCGGCCGGCUUCUCGACCUCGUUUGGCGAAAAGUGCCAGCUCCUGCUGUCGGACAAGAUUCGUGGCUACUUCCUUGUUCCGGAGAAUGGCAUCUGGAAUCAUAGCUUCAUGGGAAGUGCGUUUGGUACUGUGGAGAAGAAGCCGGUUAGGGUGAGGCUGGAUACGCCGGUGAGGUUUUACGAUAGUGUGCAUCGGCCCUUGCAUUUUAGCAAUUUCGCCGAGCUUGAGGAUGUGUUUGUCGAUCGGGAGAAUCAGUUUGAGUAG
This is a messenger RNA of Plenodomus lingam JN3, 8505 nucleotides long. It is a transcript of the gene PRPF8, whose product is annotated as Pre-mRNA-processing-splicing factor 8. Gene Ontology annotation, biological process: mRNA splicing, via spliceosome; spliceosomal tri-snRNP complex assembly. The record is from RefSeq and is a predicted model, not a curated record. Gene Ontology annotation, cellular component: U5 snRNP; catalytic step 2 spliceosome. NCBI's taxonomy places the organism in Eukaryota, Fungi, Ascomycota, Dothideomycetes, Pleosporales, Leptosphaeriaceae. Gene Ontology annotation, molecular function: pre-mRNA intronic binding; U2 snRNA binding; protein binding.